AUGGGGGGAGGACUCGGUCCCGAACUGCCUCACCCCUCCUGCGACAAGAGCCGCUGGACGGGACGGUCUCACCUGCAACGCGCGCCGCCCCGCGGCCCGCGACUGACCCGCUUUCCGGCCUGCGGGCCCCUGGAGCCCUACCUCCCAGAGCCGGCCAAGCCGCCCGCCAAGUACCUGCAGGACCUCGGGCCCGGCCCUGCGCUCAACGGCGGCCACUUCUAUGAGGGCCCGGCGGAAGCUGAGGAGAAGGCCUCCAAAGCUGCCAACUUCCCCCAGCUGCCCUUGGACUGCCGAGGGGCCCCCAGAGACCGGCCCUCUGCCCUGCAAGGCUCCCCAGGCCCUUGCCUGACCGGCCUGCGCGUCCCUCUGUCCCCGGGCCUCCCUGACUCCAUGGAGUUGGCCAAGAACAAGAGCAAGAAGCGCCGGAACCGUACGACCUUCAGCACGUUCCAGCUGGAGGAGCUGGAGAAGGUCUUCCAGAAAACCCACUACCCCGAUGUGUAUGCUCGGGAGCAGCUGGCUCUGCGCACGGACCUCACCGAGGCCCGGGUACAGGUCUGGUUCCAGAACCGCAGAGCCAAGUGGCGGAAGCGGGAGCGUUAUGGGAAGAUCCAGGAGGGGCGGAACCCCUUCACGUCUGCUUAUGAUAUCUCUGUUCUUCCCCGAACAGACAGCCACCCCCAGCUGCAGAACUCCCUGUGGCCCAGUCCAGGGUCUGGGAGCCCGGCUGGCCCCUGCCUCAUGUCUCCGGAGGGCAUUCCCUCCCCAUGCAUGUCUCCGUACUCCCACUCGCACGGGAAUGUGGCUGGCUUCAUGGGGGUGCCAGCCUCCCCCGGAGCCCACCCUGGCAUCUACUCCCUCCACAGCUUCUCCCCUGCCCUGGGGGACCACAGCUUCGAGCCCUCCCCGGAUGCCGACUAUAAGUCUCCAAGCUUGGCCUCGCUCAGGGUGAAGCCCAAGGAGCCACCCAGCCUGCUGAACUGGACCACGUGAUCAGAUGUGGGGACACGCAGACUGAGCUGCCACCCCCUUCCUGUUCCCGGCGGCUCCCACCCCACCCUGGCCUGGCUGCCAGAGAGGACUCACCUUUGCCUCCAAGCCCAGACAGAGCGGCUGGGACCCUCAGCCUCCCGCUGAGUCUUUUCUCUUAGAAUAAGGCGGGGCUGCCUGGGAGAAAGGGGCUUCGAAGCCGGUAGGACUCUUCCUACCACACACUGGGUCCCCUCACCCAAACGCUGGGCUGGAGAGAGACACUCUCCGGCUUCCCCCAGACGUCGUCCCUCCAGCUGAAAUGGCGUCACUGGCUCCUCAUUGGGGAAAUGCAGAAAAUGGGAGGAGGGCACAGGCUGAACCAGAAGUUCUUGUGUCUUCAGGGAAACCAGGACCUUGUAUGACCACCUAGGGCGGCCUCACUCCCCCUCCCCACCACCAGGGGGCGCACACCCGCACCUGGUGUUGACAGGGCCGGGACUCUGGAGAUGCAGGGUCCCCCUGCUCCAGCCAUUCCUUCCUUCUCCCUACACCCCCUCCCCAGCGUGCCGUGAGCCCUCCCCCUCUUCCAAGGGGGCAGAAAUUCAACCAGAAACCGCCAAAUGUUUGGAUUCUCCUCCAUGGAUUCGGGCUAGAGUAGACUGCCUUGGUUUACUCACUGGGCAUUGAUAAGACUCUGAGCCUGAGAUCCCAACCCACACUUUUGUAAAGAUGCUUUUGUAAAAAAAAAAAUUCAAAAAUGUGCUGCCCAGCAUAAUAAAGGUGGCAGUAUUUUUUGGA
Messenger RNA from Miniopterus natalensis, 1770 nucleotides. RefSeq names its product ALX homeobox 3 (gene ALX3). Gene Ontology annotation, biological process: regulation of transcription by RNA polymerase II. NCBI's taxonomy places the organism in Eukaryota, Metazoa, Chordata, Mammalia, Chiroptera, Miniopteridae. The record is from RefSeq and is a predicted model, not a curated record. Gene Ontology annotation, molecular function: RNA polymerase II transcription regulatory region sequence-specific DNA binding; DNA-binding transcription factor activity, RNA polymerase II-specific.